AUGGCAAGGCUUCUCUCCCCGUCUUUUUCCUACUGCUUACCUACUCGGAGCAAUCUACCUUUCUGCCGCUUCUCUACGUCUUCUACCAUCCCCAAAGUUAGUGAAGUAACCAACACUCCAGAACCUCCAGGCUAUAAACCCUAUAGCCCAUUUCAGUCAACUCAUGGGAAGUUGGACUACGCUAUUGCUCGAAUGGACGAUUUGAUAAACUGGGCUCGGAAAGUAUGUCCUAUUUCAUUUUUGACCUUCAGAAUUCCAUAUGGCCCCUUACCUUUGGACUUGCGUGUUGCGCUGUUGAAAUGA
Dicrocoelium dendriticum is the source of this 303-nucleotide messenger RNA. The record is from the annotation of a GenBank genome assembly. Lineage: Eukaryota; Metazoa; Platyhelminthes; Trematoda; Plagiorchiida; Dicrocoeliidae.